AUGCUGGAUCUGGAAGUGGUUCCUGAGCGAUCACUUGGAAAUGAACUAUGGGAAUUCGCCCUAGGUAUGCCUUUGGCCCAGGCCAUCGCUAUUCUUCAGAAACACUGCCGCAUCAUUAAAAAUGUCCAGGUGCUAUACAGUGAACAGACACCACUCAGCCAUGACCUCAUACUGAACUUGACUCAGGAUGGUAUUAAACUGCUGUUUGAUGCCACAAAUCAAAGACUCAAGGUGAUUGAAGUUUAUGACCUUAGCAAAGUGAAAUUAAAAUACUGUGGGGUCCAUUUCAAUUCUCAAGCCAUUGCCCCUACUAUAGAACAAAUAGACCAGUCAUUUGGAGCAACCCACCCUGGCGUUUACAAUGCAGCCGAGCAGUUGUUUCAUCUCAACUUUCGAGGACUGUCAUUCUCCUUCCAACUCGACUUCUGGAAUGAGGCUCCAAAAUAUGAGAUUCCACAUGGUGCCAUGGUCAAGAGGAUGCACAUCUACACUGGCAACAACCUGCAAGAAACAAAAGCCCCAGCAAUGCCAUUGGCCUGUUUCCUCGGUAACAUCUAUGCAGAGUGUGUGGAAGUCCUGAGAGAAGGGACAGGACCAGUCGGGCUUAAGUUCCGUCUAUUUACUGCGGGUUGUGGUCCUGGUGUGAUGGGUGAUGCUAAAAUGAGGUCCUUAGAAAAAAGCAUCUACUUUGGAGAUUCCUGCCAGAAGGUGCUGGGCGCUCUAGGAUCACCACAUAAAGUAUUCUACAAGUCUGAGGACAAGAUGAAGAUACACUCCCCGUCACCUCACAAGCAAGUUCCCUCCAAAUGUAACGACUACUUCUUUAACUACUUCACACUUGGAGUGGAUAUCCUUUUUGACUCGACCACACAUCUGGUUAAGAAGUUUGUCCUCCAUACAAACUACCCAGGGCAUUAUAACUUCAACAUAUAUCAUCGGUGUUACUUCAAGAUUUCAAUUGCCACAAAAAAAGGAGGCGCUGACUCUCAGACAGAUGACUGCAUAUUAACCACUUACAGCAAGUGGGAUCAGAUUCAGGAACUGCUGGGCCACCCGAUGGAAAAACCCGUUGUGCUUCACAGGUCCUCAUCGGCCAAUAACACCAACCCCUUUGGUUCUACCUUUUGUUUUGGACUGCAGAGGAUGAUCUUUGAGGUGAUGCAGAAUAACCACAUAGCAUCAGUGACCCUGUAUGGUCCUCCACGGGCCACCAGUCAAGACCAGCCCGAGGCCGGUAGCAGCAGUGGCUCCCACUGA
Nerophis lumbriciformis (worm pipefish) is the source of this 1257-nucleotide messenger RNA. Lineage: Eukaryota; Metazoa; Chordata; Actinopteri; Syngnathiformes; Syngnathidae. The record is from RefSeq and is a predicted model, not a curated record.